AUGCAAACUAGCAGAGACACUAUCCUUCCGACCUCGUGCCCCGUUCCGCUUACAUCUCGUCGCCAAAACAGCACCGACGAUCUCGCUGCCGAAGUUUCGGCGUCUCCUGUUUACACGCCGUCGGACGCGCGUCUGCUGUACCGCGAGUGGCGCACGGGAUCGCACGUUGGGGCCGACCUCGCGCACUUGGAAACGGGCGAUUCCAGUCACAUCCACAAUUAUAUUAGCAUGAAUAGCGAAGAAAUACUCAGUCGAUCUCCCUUUGGUGUCUACGGACGCUCACCGAACUCGCUUCCCCGUAUCGCUGAGCGCCUUGAGAACCUCUCAUUGCGAGCGAAUAUGCCGCCGGCCACGCAGCUGGCACCGCAGGAUGUGGAUGCCGGUGCGCGUCUUUUGUCGCAGAAACUUUCAGCCAUGGAUGAAGUCCAAAUGGGAACGCCAAUCAAGUCUCAGUUCGGGUCUUACGGCUCUGUUGGACCCAGUGAGCCUGCAUCAGGUAUCAAGAAAGCGCAAAGCUACCAAGCCUUGGCUGACCUAGAGAAAAAGGGAUACUUUCCUGUGGCACCAAAGCCGUCAGCACUGGGCGUGCAAAGGGGACUCAAGGAUUCGGUGGUCAACGACAUGUGUCGUGCCGUUGUGAAACACAUGGUGGGCGACGUGUACGUGUCAGCUUCGGGAUCGUAUGGCCAGCGCAAGGUGCUAAACCAUCUAUACGAGCCUGUGUUUGCAUCGGUGCAGGUCCACUUUCGCCGUUUACCAGCUAGGUACGCGCUAUCCGUUAACCCGGACGACGUGCCUCUUCAUAUGCGGCUGCUAGCUCAAAACCAACGGGACCCAACAGCCAUUGCUGUCAAUGCUCAGCUCAAGAAGGAUGACAAUGGAGAGAUCGUGCCUAAUGUGUGCGAGGUCGUCGUGGUGUCACUAGACCGCGAGAACAUUUUGGAUGCCAUUACUAGGGCACUUACUACGAUGAAAGGGAACAUUUUGGACGCCGACGUGAUGACCACAGCGGACGGCGCGCUGCUGGAUCGCUUUGUAGUUAAAGGUUCAUUUAUGAGCGACGAGCGUCAAGCAGAGCUGCGCACGCACAUUGAACACAAUCUCCAAAGACUCAGCAUGGAUGGCGAAGAUAUGCGGCCAAGUAUCACUAGUGUACAAGAUCCAGGUGACAACGAGAAUGUGAGCUUGGCCGAGAAGCUGGGUGUACUGCGGAUGGUCGACAAGAACGAGAUUAGAGCUGAAUGGAAGCUGGACCUCAACGAGCUACGGCUGGAGAAGGCUGUUGGAAGUGGUCGCUCGGGCAGCACGUAUAGCGCCUGGUGGCGAGGCACUCACGUAGCUGCUAAGGUCGUGGAUUCGUCUGCUAACACUCAGGCGGUUGGCGAGGAGUUGCUAAAUGAGUUCCACCGCGAGGUGGCAGUCGUCACUAAGCUGCGUCACCCGAACAUUGUUUUGUUCCUCGGAGCGGCCAUCAACCCGCCUCGUUACUGCUUAGUUUUUGAAUUUAUGGAAAAUGGCACAUUGACCGACUUGAUCCGUUCUCAACGCGGACCGAUAGAAUUUUUUCGUCUGGCAUCGGAGAUGGCAAUGGGAAUGAAUUAUCUUCACCUGUGCUCUAUUAUGCAUCGUGAUUUAAAAUCUGGCAAUGUGCUCAUCGACUCGCAUGGCACCGCCAAGAUAUCCGACUUCGGGCUGAGUUGCGUGCUUGAGAUUGGUAGCUCUUCCGAUUUGACUGCUGAAACAGGGACGUACCGGUGGAUGGCACCGGAAGUUAUACGCCACGAGCCGUAUUCAAGCAAGGCCGAUGUCUACAGCUUUGGUAUUGUGUUGUGGGAGCUGCUAGCCAGAGACCAACCUUUUCGUGGUCUGACACCCAUUCAAGCUGCCUUCGCUGUUGCUCGACAACAAAUGCGUCCAGCAUUGCCCCGCCAGACGCCGCUUAAAAUUGGAGAGCUUAUUGAGCACAGCUGGCAUCACGACCCAGCGCGACGACCAGACUUUGGUUCUAUCUUAGAAGCACUUCCCUUGGUGAAGAAGUCGCUAAAAAAGCGCGAUUUUAAGAAUAUGGGCAUCUUGUAUGGUGCGUAA
Molecule: messenger RNA, 2088 nt
Organism: Peronospora farinosa
Lineage: Eukaryota; Oomycota; Peronosporomycetes; Peronosporales; Peronosporaceae
Source: the annotation of a GenBank genome assembly